This is a messenger RNA of Rhipicephalus microplus (southern cattle tick), 4233 nucleotides long. Its product is annotated as adenylate cyclase type 10. Gene Ontology annotation, cellular component: cytoplasm. The record is from RefSeq and is a predicted model, not a curated record. Gene Ontology annotation, molecular function: adenylate cyclase activity. Lineage: Eukaryota; Metazoa; Arthropoda; Arachnida; Ixodida; Ixodidae. Gene Ontology annotation, biological process: cyclic nucleotide biosynthetic process; intracellular signal transduction.
AUGAAGAAUCUGCUCCAGAAAGACGAGAAGAAGGAAGAACCCGAGCAAACAGUGCCGUGCGACCACAAGACAGCCUCGCGAUGCCUGCUCAAUCUGAUGCCGGUCGUUUCGGAGACGGUGAGCGGCACGCUGUUGAACGGCACCUUUCUGCCCGACAUUUGCCUCGAAGUGGUGCACGACCGCGAACUCUCCAAGCUGCCCUUUGCCAAGUCCAACCUCACCGUCGUCCUCUUUGCGGAUAUCUCGGGCUUCACUGCACUCACCGAGACGUACUCAUUGACUGGUGCUCUCGGCAUCGAAGCCCUGACCAGGACUCUCAACCACUUUUUCGGGCACAUCAUUCAGCACAUAUUUUCUGCUGGUGGAGACAUCUUCAAAUUUGCCGGCGACGCCAUAUUCUGCAUCUGGAAGGCGGAUGACAAGAGCACGCUGGCCGACACCAUCCAGACGGUGGUCGACUGUAGCCUGAACAUUCAGAAGAAUUACGGCGAGUGGCCCACCUGCAUCGGCGUCACCCUGCGUGUCAAGAUCGGCAUCGCGACUGGGAUGCUCGAAUACCACUUCUUCAACGACGAUUUCGACAACGUCCACUACUCCGCGAGCGGCACCGUGGUUGAGUACGUGCGCAACGCCGAGAUGCUUUGCACGGCUGGCGAUAUCAUACUCACCACCGAGGCUUGGAACUUCUUAGAGCAAAAGGGCGUUCACACGCGCUACACUUAUACCGCGCUGCCGGAGGACAUGGUCAAGGUCCUGUGCUUUGACCCUAGUGUCACUGAAGAAGAAAAGGUUUCAUUCACGUCGGCCUUCGCAGGAGUGAGGCCUGCCCUGUACGCGCUCAACUUCGAAGACGCCCCUCUGCUCAAGCGGUUCAUCUCGCCCGUGGUCGUCAAUAUCAAGACCCAGGAGGAACUGAUUUUCCUCUCCGAGAUGAGGCACGUGACGAUCGUGUUCAUUUGUAUGCCCGAAUUCAUCGACAUCGACCUGGCAACGCUGUCUCAGCUCUACCGAAUCAUCAGCGCCGCUCUCAAAGAGACAGACGGUGUUCUCAACAAGGUCAUAACAUUUGAUAAAGGUUGUUCCUUCUUGGCCGUCUUCGGCCUGCCAGGAUACAAGGGCAAGAACGAGACGUGCAAUGCACUAAUGUGCUGCAACAAGCUCGUCCACGAGAUCAGCGCCAUGAACAUCAAGGUGACAGCGGGUAUUACCUCCGGCAUGACAUUCUGUGGGAUCAUCGGCCACCCGCUUCGCCAGGAAUACACGGUGAUCGGGCGCAAGGUGAACCUGGCUGCUCGGUUGAUGAGCAAGUACUCCGAUCACCUGAUGGUGUGCGACGAAGACACCUACCAGCGUUCCGUGCUCCUUAUGGGGCCCAACAACUUCAAGGAACUCGAGUGGCGCAAGCUCAAGGGCAUCGAACACAUGGGCCGCGUCUUCCAGGUCCAGAUCAGCACUGAGGAGGAAGUGAUGGACGAAAUCGCCGACUUCAAAGACCCCCUGAUGGGCAUGACGCACGAAAGGGAGGAGAUCGAAAGCUUCCUCAUGGACUUCCUGACUAAACGGCGCAUGCCCAGGCACAUGCUGCUUCUGCGGGGCGAGACCGGAUGCGGCAAGAGCCACCUGCUCUGCUCCACAGUCGCCGUCGCUGUCAAGAAGGGCUUCAAGUCGGGCACGUGUCACGCGGGCGUCAGGACCAUGCGGAACCCGUUCAGCGCCGUGUGCUUCUUGCUCAGCCGGCUCCUGGACAGCUAUGGCCUGAACCCGCACCAAGAGAACAACACCAUCUUGGAUGACAUACUCGGCACCGACUCGUCCACGCCGCUCGUCAUCAACAAGGGCAUCAUUCGGCUGAAGAACGCGCCCGCACUGAAGCUUGCGACGGCUGGCAGCCUGGCGGACGUCUCUUGGCAGAACAAGAGCGUGGCGCAGGCCAAGGAUCACCUGAUAGCGAUCACCGAAUCGCUCUGCACCAAGGCUCCGUGCAUCCUUGCUGUCGACGAUGCCAACUACAUGGACACGCUUUCGUGGGAGCUGCUGGACAAGUUCGGUCAGCUGACGAGCCAGUACCCAUGCGUGGUGGCGCUGACCUCCAUUCCACACUCGGAGCGUGUCCAGCAGCCACUGCAGAUCCAGAAGAUCAUGGCCAAGGCUGUGCACACUGUGGACAUACAGCCACUGAGCAAGGAGUACAUCCCAGACUUCUGCUUCCAAAGGCUGCAGGUCAAGGGCAUACACAACCAGAUACUACGCCUCCUGAAGGAGUACACCAAGGGCAACCCAGCCGCUAUGGUCGAGAUCCUCCAGGUUUUGAAGCAGAAGAACCUCAUUCACACCGUGAACUCGACGACGACUUCCGAGGCGCGCCUUAAGCGAGAGUUCACCCUGGCCAAGGAAGACGAGCACGAGCUGCGAGAACAUCGGCCUGGAGAGGGAUUCCCAAUCUGCGACGUCGUCGGAGAAGGUCUCAUGGACGACGUCCAGGUUCCGGAUUCCCUCCAAGCACUGACCGUUGUGCGAAUGGAGAUGCUGAACGAGCAAGAGAUCGUGCUGCUUAAGAAGGCUUCCGUCUGCGGCAAGAUGUUCGAGGUGUCACUCCUGAAACUGCUCAGCCCCACCAUUACUACAGCUGAGAUCAACGGUGCCAUCAAGAAGCUGGUGGAGCAGCAUUUCAUCACAUGCGCGGCCAACACGACGACAUCUUUCGUGUACCUGCUGGAGAGCAAGGUGCAGGAGCCCCCUGAGUGCCCCCAGUGUGGACAGGCCGGUUCCCUCAUGCGAUUCCACUCAGCAGCGGUGCACAAAACCAUCUACGCCACCCUCACUUACGACAGCAAGGCCGAGAUUCACCAGGACAUCGCGACCUGCCUCGAGGAGAACGCCUUGCAGUGCCGGUUCUGCAAAGAGUACCUCAGUGUCGAUGUUUACUCCGUGGCCACCGACGAGGUCCUCAUGCAGUCGCCCCCGGACAAAGCUGACCUGCGCGUCUGCAAGUGCCACAAAAUGAAGGCCAACGCGUAUGGGCAGAUUGGCCAGCACUACUUAAUGUCCGGCAUGCGUGGACGAGCGCUUGAGGCCUACCUGUCGGCCACCCAGUGCUCGCUGGACGUGGACGACGUCAAGAAGGCCGAGGAGUACCUCGAGAACAGCGAGACUGUUUUCAAGACUUCCAGCUGGGAGAACGUGGAUGAGCGCUACCUCAAACUUAAGCGCAUCGCGAUCAGCCGCAUGAGGGCGACCAUCCAGCUUUAUUACGGCAAUAUCGACGCGUCGCUGCAAGAGAUCAAGCUGGCGUUCCAGUGGCUCGGACGGAACAUCCCGAAGGACUACCGCAAGAACGCCUCAAACUACGCUCUGCGCGUGGUCCAGUGCUGCCGCGUGGACGAAAUCGAGGAGGAGGAGUUCUGCCUGAACACGGCGGCGCGCGUGUUCCUGAACCGGCGAGACCCCCGUGUAGCCCUGGAUGUGUCCAGCCACUUCUGGGAGCUGGUCACCUGCCGAAACGCGCCGCUAUACAAGAAGAUGCCAGCUAUAUCGCUGGUCAUCGAGAGCAGCCACUACGUGCACAUCGCUUACAAGAAACAGAAGAAACUCGAAGACACAGCCAUCAAGGACUGCAUCCACGCUCUGGAGGUAGAGAAGCACCCUCGAGUGAGUGACUUGGUGGCUGUGCUCAACACGCUCAUCAAGAUCGUCGAGGUGCGCUUCUUGCGCACUGAAAUCGCCUCAGCAGUGGACGUGGGGUACGAGGCCUUCCGCAUCGCCCUCAGCGUCCACUACACCUCCAUGCUGCUCAAGAUCUUGCCGUACCUGGCACAAACGCUGUUGUACAGCAAGAAUCACAGCAAGUGCCGUGAAGUGCUGAGCCACCUGCGCCACGUGGCCGAGGUUGCCGAAGACACCGUCGGCAUGGCACUCUACUACGGUGGCCUGGCCGAGCUGCUUGUGCACCAGUUCGGCAUCGACGUGCCGGCACUGGACAACGUGCAGGAACUCUACAAGACGUGCCUGGAGUUCGCCAUCAGCCAGUGCAGCAAGGCGCCGUACACGAACAACAAUGAGAUCGAGUUCUAUCUCACGGCCGCAAUGGCUAUGUGGACGUCGUCUUGCGGCCUGGACCAAAGUUGCAAGGAGUGGCUCCGGCGAGCGAAGGAGCUGAAGCGCUCGUUUCACUGGCGCUCCUCUUACUGGGGACGCCGAGCCCAGCGCCACUUGUCCGAGAUCAAGUGGAAGUAA